AAGCAGUGAGACAGAGGAGAGUGCAGAGAGCAGUAAGAGACAGAGAAAGACAGCGACACGUCAGCUCUCCAUUGAAACUUCUCUUUUUAAAAAACUUUUUUUUUCCCCGCAAAGGAGAAUGUCGGUGUUUUGUGCACAUGUUGUUCAGCUUGCUUGUGGUGCUGUGCAGCUUCAGACUCAAUGAUGUGACUGAGGCUUGCUCCUGUGCCUUGUCACAUCCCCAGGAUGCCUACUGCAAUUCCGACAUAGUGAUCAGAGCCAAGGUGGUUGGGAAGAAGCUGCUGAAAGACGGCCCAUUUGGAACAAUGCGCUACACUGUCAAACAGAUGAAAAUGUACAAGGGGUUUAAUAAGAUGCAGCAUGUUCAGCACAUCUACACCGACGCGUCUGAGAGCCUGUGCGGCGUGAAGUUCGAGGUGAACAAGUACCAGUACCUCAUCACAGGUGAGCUCAUUCAAGGUGUUCACUGCACGUGCUGAAACUCCUCCCCGAGAUAAAAACAACAGAAUUCCAUGUUUCACAGGGACUAACAAAGCCAGACACCCUUUCCACAGCAACAGUGCAGAGUGCUCUAGCGAUUUCACAGCACUGCAGUCUCAGUACAGAAGUGAAUGAGAACU
Molecule: messenger RNA, 620 nt
Organism: Acipenser ruthenus (sterlet)
Lineage: Eukaryota; Metazoa; Chordata; Actinopteri; Acipenseriformes; Acipenseridae
Product: metalloproteinase inhibitor 3-like
Exons: 3
Coding region: 138-479 (113 amino acids)
Biological process (GO): negative regulation of membrane protein ectodomain proteolysis; negative regulation of endopeptidase activity
Cellular component (GO): extracellular matrix
Molecular function (GO): protease binding; metalloendopeptidase inhibitor activity
Source: RefSeq, a predicted model, not a curated record